Messenger RNA from Brassica oleracea var. oleracea, 2253 nucleotides. Its product is annotated as auxin efflux carrier component 1-like. The transcript is spliced from 6 exons. NCBI's taxonomy places the organism in Eukaryota, Viridiplantae, Streptophyta, Magnoliopsida, Brassicales, Brassicaceae. Bases 83 to 1936 code for a protein of 617 amino acids. Gene Ontology annotation, cellular component: plasma membrane; endoplasmic reticulum. The record is from RefSeq and is a predicted model, not a curated record. Gene Ontology annotation, molecular function: auxin efflux transmembrane transporter activity. Gene Ontology annotation, biological process: auxin polar transport; auxin export across the plasma membrane.
UUCCCCACUCUCCACAGCUCCCCUACAAACUCAACACACAACUCCUCUCUCUCUCUCUCUCUCCCCCCCCAAGACAAACACAAUGAUAACGGCGACGGACUUCUACCACGUCAUGACGGCGAUGGUUCCGUUAUACGUAGCCAUGAUCCUCGCCUACGGCUCCGUCAAAUGGUGGAAGAUCUUCACACCGGACCAGUGCUCCGGCAUCAACCGCUUCGUCGCCCUCUUCGCCGUCCCCCUCCUCUCCUUCCACUUCAUCGCCGCCAACAACCCUUACGCCAUGAACCUCCGCUUCCUCGCCGCGGACUCCCUCCAGAAAAUCAUCGUCCUCUGCCUCCUCUUCCUCUGGUGCAAGAUCAGCCGCACCGGGUCCCUAGACUGGACCAUCACCCUCUUCUCCCUCUCCACUCUCCCCAACACCCUCGUCAUGGGGAUACCUCUCCUCAAAGGCAUGUACGGCGAGUUCUCCGGCGAGCUCAUGGUCCAGAUCGUGGUGCUCCAGUGCGUCAUAUGGUACACGCUCAUGCUCUUCCUUUUCGAGUACCGCGGCGCGAAGCUCUUGAUCUCCGAGCAGUUUCCGGACACGGCUGGGUCUAUCGUCUCCAUCCACGUGGAUUCCGACAUUAUGUCUUUGGACGGUAGGCAGCCGCUCGAGACGGAGGCGGAGAUUAAAGAGGACGGGAAGCUUCAUGUGACCGUGAGGCGUUCUAACGCCUCGAGGUCUGAUAUAUACUCGAGGAGGUCUCAGGGGCUGUCGGCGACUCCUCGGCCUUCGAAUCUAACCAACGCGGAGAUUUAUUCGCUGCAGAGCUCUAGGAACCCGACGCCACGUGGCUCGAGCUUUAACCAUACUGAUUUUUACUCGAUGAUGGGUGCUGCUGGUGGUGGUGGUCGGAACUCGAACUUUGGUCCCGGAGAAGCUGUGUUCGGCUCCAAGGGACCUACGCCCCGGCCGUCUAACUACGAGGAAGACGGCGGAGCUAAACCACCGGCGGGUGGUGGAGCUGGGAGGUUUCAUCACCAGUCCGGAGGAAGUGGUGCGCAUUAUCCAGCGCCGAAUCCGGGGAUGUUCUCGCCGCAAACCGGCGGCGGAGCUGCGGCGGCGAAGGGAAGCGCUCCGGUGGGUGGUGGGAAGAGAGGGAGUGGGCAAGACGGUAACGGGAGAGAUCUUCAUAUGUUUGUUUGGAGCUCAAGCGCUUCGCCGGUGUCUGACGUUUUUGGCGGAGGAGCUAACCACCAUGCUGAUUACGCCGCCGCUAAUAACGAUCUUCACAAGGACGUUAAGAUCUCUGUACCCCAGGGGAAUAGUAACGACAACCAGCAUGUGGACAGGGAAGAGUUUAGUUUCGGUAAUAAACACGAUGAUAGCAAAGUCUUGGCCACAGACGGUGCUAAUAACAUUAACAAGUCGCAGCAGCAGGCAAAGGUUAUGCCACCAACAAGUGUGAUGACUAGACUGAUACUCAUUAUGGUUUGGAGAAAACUCAUCCGUAACCCCAACUCUUACUCCAGUCUAUUCGGUAUCACCUGGUCCCUCAUCUCCUUCAAGUGGAACAUUGAAAUGCCAGCUAUUAUAGCAAAGUCUAUCUCCAUACUCUCAGAUGCAGGUCUAGGCAUGGCUAUGUUCAGUCUUGGGUUGUUCAUGGCGUUGAACCCUAAAAUAAUAGCAUGUGGAAACAGAAAAGCAGCAUUUGCUGCGGGUAUGAGAUUUCUCGUCGGGCCUGCUGUCAUGGUUGUUGCUUCUUAUGCCGUCGGCCUCCGUGGCGUUCUCCUUCGCGUCGCCAUCAUUCAGGCAGCUUUGCCACAAGGGAUUGUACCGUUUGUGUUCGCGAAGGAGUACAAUGUGCAUCCUUCCAUUCUCAGCACUGCUGUGAUAUUUGGAAUGCUAAUUGCCUUGCCUAUAACGCUUCUCUACUACAUUCUCUUGGGGCUGUGAUGAGAUCUUACCAAGUAUUAAACAAACACAGUAACCUUUUUUAAUAUUUUGGGGAGGUUAUGGAAUGUGCAAGUGCAAAGGACAAUGCCCCUUUUGUUGAAAACCCACUGAAGUUUUAGGAGAAGCUUCUAAAAGAUAAUUUGGAGAAAGAAGCUCUUGAAGUAAGGAAGAAGAAGAUUGAAGUAGUUGUAGCUUGGCAAGUUUACCUUUUCUUAAUUUUAGUGAACAUUAAUUCCUGUUUUUCGUUUGGUAGGUUGCUAGGAAAUUUGUAAAAGCUUUGCUACUUUAAGUGAAUUAAAACGUUAAGAAAAUGGAAA